GCCCUGCGCAUCGCAGUGAACGACGAGCUGGGCCAGCUGGAGGCCGCCCUGCCAGCGGCGCUGUCGUGCCUCGCCCCCGGGGGCCGCCUAGCUGUGAUCUCGUUCCACUCCCUGGAGGACCGCCUGGUCAAGCACGCGUUCCUGAGGGCGGCGGGGCGGCCCACACCCGACAUGGAGGCCCUCACCUACGGGUCAGAGGGGCUGGAGGCGCUCGAGGCGCUGAGGGCCGGUGCGGUGGGCGACACGGUGACACGGCGGCCGGUGGCGCCAGGGCCCGAGGAGGUGGCGGCCAACCCGCGGGCGCGGAGCGCGAAGCUGCGCGUGUUUGAGCGCGCCGGGGGUGAGGGGACAGCCGGCAGCAGUAGCACGCAUCGGGGCAGCAAACGUCGGCGAAAAGAGCAGGAGCGGGCCGCAGCAGGGGAGGUGGUGUAA
Monoraphidium neglectum is the source of this 432-nucleotide messenger RNA. RefSeq lists its product as hypothetical. The transcript has a single exon. The annotation marks the transcript as partial. The record is from RefSeq and is a predicted model, not a curated record. Gene Ontology annotation, biological process: rRNA base methylation. NCBI's taxonomy places the organism in Eukaryota, Viridiplantae, Chlorophyta, Chlorophyceae, Sphaeropleales, Selenastraceae. Gene Ontology annotation, molecular function: rRNA (cytosine-N4-)-methyltransferase activity.